Molecule: messenger RNA, 5020 nt
Organism: Cydia amplana
Lineage: Eukaryota; Metazoa; Arthropoda; Insecta; Lepidoptera; Tortricidae
Gene: pcm
Product: 5'-3' exoribonuclease 1
Exons: 34
Coding region: 289-4926 (1545 amino acids)
Biological process (GO): nuclear-transcribed mRNA catabolic process
Molecular function (GO): nucleic acid binding; 5'-3' exonuclease activity
Source: RefSeq, a predicted model, not a curated record
AAAACCAUCCAAUCCAACCAAAUACCCUAAAAUUAACCAAGCCAGUUUUUCAACACGGCAUAAUCAAUCAAUGUCAGCGACUUUGAUUGCUGUGGACUAGAUUUUUGGCCGAAAACACCUGAAUAUCUAUUCUACAUAAACUGCAAGGGCUAUCAAAAAGAACCUGGAAGUCUAUUGCUGCAGCUGUGCCAAUUUAAAUAUGUGUUAUAUAGGUUAUACCUCUUGAAUCACUAUAUCAACACAAACUACAUAAGCAAAAAGAUUUUUUUCUGAUAAUAACCUAUCACCAUGGGAGUUCCUAAGUUCUUCAGGUAUACCAGUGAGAGGUAUCCCUGCCUCAAUGAGCUUGUCAAACAAUAUCAGAUACCAGACUUUGACAACAUGUACCUCGACAUGAAUGGUAUCAUCCACAACUGCUCACAUCCGGACGACUCCAACCCCCACUUCCGUAUAACGGAAGAGAAGAUUUUCCAAGACGUCUUCCACUAUUUGAGCAUACUGUUCCAAAUCAUUAAGCCGAAGAAGCUGUUCUUUAUGGCUAUUGAUGGUGUCGCUCCGAGGGCUAAGAUGAACCAGCAAAGAGGCAGGAGAUUCAGAUCUGCCAGGGAAGCAGAGAAAUUAGAAGAAGAAGCAAAGUCUAAGGGUGAGGUCCUGCCAACGGAAAAGCGGUUCGACAGCAACUGCAUUACGCCAGGGACUGUGUUCAUGGCGCGUCUGCACGAGCAGCUCAAGUACUUUGUGAAGCAUAAGAUGUCCACCGACCCUCUGUGGAGCAAAGUUAAAGUUAUUUUGUCAGGGCAUGAGACCCCAGGCGAAGGCGAGCACAAAAUCAUGGAUUACAUCAGAUGGUCGCGCUCGCAGCCAGACUACGACCCGAACACCCGGCACUGCCUGUACGGGCUCGACGCCGACCUCAUCAUGCUGGGCAUGUGCACCCACGAGCCGCACUUCGCGCUGCUCAGGGAAGAGGUGAAAUUCGGAAAAACCACCCAACGAGCGACCAGCCCUGAAGAAACCAAUUUCUACCUACUCCAUCUAUCGCUACUAAGAGAAUACCUAGAACAAGAGUUUAUAGAAAUAAAAGACAAACUACCAUUUCCCUACGACAUAGAGAAAAUUGUCGACGACUGGGUGCUCAUGGGAUUUUUGGUGGGAAACGAUUUUAUUCCCAACUUGCCUAAUAUGCAUAUAAGUAAUGAUGCCUUGCCGGUGCUAUAUAAAACUUAUAUGACGGUCUUGCCAACUUUAGAUGGUUACAUAAACGAGGCGGGUGACUUAAACUUGGCCAGGUUCGAAACGUUCAUGCAAGAGCUAGCCAAGAUCGAUAAAGAAAAGUUCCAAGACACGUAUGCUGAUCUCAAGUACUUCGAGGGCAAAACCGGCAGGCGGCCCAAUGCUAAUGAAAGGAGAGAGUACAAACCAAACAACGACGACACGUUUAACGUGAACGUGGAUGACAUAAAGGCGAAUGCGCCCGACGACGCGCUACAGGCGUUGAUCAACCGUACUCAAGAAAUGUAUUUUGAUGACGUUGACAAUGAAGAAGAUGAAGUAUACGAAGAAACUAGUGAUGAGGAAGCCACUUUCGAGAUGGAAUUCAAGCUUCACAAGAAGGAUUAUUACAUGAAUAAAUUAGAUUAUUCCGCUGUAACUGCAGAAGUAUUAGCGGACCAAGCGGAAGGCUACGUGCGGGCGAUCCAGUGGAAUUUAUUCUACUACUACAAAGGCUGCCCGUCCUGGUGUUGGUACUACCCGCACCACUACGCGCCCUACAUAUCGGACAUAAAAGGCUUCAAGGAUCUCAAGAUCGAGUUCGAGCUGGGGGAGCCUUUCAAGCCAUUUGAACAGCUUCUAGCCGUACUGCCAUCAGCCAGUAAACACCUCCUACCUGCACCAUUCCAUGACCUGAUGACGGAUGAGGAUUCCCCCAUAGUCCACUAUUACCCCGUCAACUUCGAGACGGAUCUCAAUGGCAAGAGGAACGACUGGGAAGCUGUGGUGCUUAUACCGUUUAUUGAUGAGGUAAAUCUUUUGUCAGCCAUGACACCAUGCUACCAAAGAAUGACUGAGGAGGAGUUGAAUAGAAAUACUCAUGGGCCAAUGCUCAUUUAUAACUGGACGAAAGAAAGUUUAGGUACCGUGGAAGCACCAGAAUACUUCCCAGCCAUCCAGGACUGCCACGCCGUAGAGAAAAAGGUGUACCGCAAGGAACUAGACGUGCCAGAGCACGUGCUGAAGCGAGGCAUGUUGCCGAACGCCAAGCGGGACAUGAUGUACCCCGGCUUCCCCACCAUGAGGCACUUGAAGUACAAGACGACCCUGAAGAAAUGUAAGGUGAAAGUAUUCGACCAGCCGUCUCGCAACGAAAACAUGAUGGUGGAACUCAUCAGGGAAUCCAACACGGACCCACAGUUGGAAAAAAUCGCUCAGGACUUGUUAGGGAAGAUCAUCUGGGUUGGGUGGCCUCAUCUUACUAAGGCGAAGGUGAUUUCGGUAUCUAACGAGAAGACGCGGCUACACCACGUCGACCAUCAGAACAACAAUGUAAACGGCACUCCGAGCUACACCACCGAGUCCAACUUCGGAAACUUGCAUAAACAGUGGAUAUCGGAACGCUCAACGAUCAUAGAACAUAAUCAGAAUCGCCUUGGAAUUGAACUGGGCAAUGUGAAUGUUAUAAUUCAUGCUGUUAACUUGAAAGGCUACAAAUACCUAAUCCAAGACAACACCCAAAUGGUAUUCGAGCCGGAAUGGUGUUCCGUAGCGUGCGGCUACGCGUACCAAGCCGUGGUCCGGGACGUGUCCGAACAUGUCAUACAGGAGGCCGGCAAGUUCUCGACGCCACAGGAGGCCUAUCCGGUAGGCUCCAACGUGUUUCUGCUCACGCAGGGGCAGUACUACGGGUGCAUGGCCACGGUGGUAGAUUCAGAGGCAGUCCGCAGCGGGCGCAUCAAAGUGCAAGUGACGGAGCAAACGGAGCCGACGCCCGUCGCGCACGCCAGCAUCUGCCCCUACCGCAGCGCCAACCACGCCGCCGCCUCCUGUGGAAUAUCACCUCAAUUCCUCUCAAGAAUAACGGGGACCGUGCUGGUGGUGUCUGGUCAAAGAAAUACUCUGCCGACCGAAACACAGAACAAAGUGAACGUCGGGCUUAAUUUAAAGUUCAACAAGAAGAACCAAGAAGUAUCGGGCUACACUCGUCGCUGCCCUGUCUCCAACGUGUGGCUGUACUCGCAGCGCUGCAUCGACCUGGUCAAGAGCUAUGAGCAACAGUUCCCCGAGCUGUUUGACAAGCUGGCCGAGUCCAUGUAUAAUGACAUCUUCUUUGAGAGCGACAUCUGGCCCAACGAAGUGGGCGAAAAGAAGCCUCAAGAAGUCCAAGCGUGGCUGAAGGCCCAGCCCCACUCGAGUGCCGCGCGGCGCGAGUGCGGCUCAGACGCUCUCGAACCAGAAGAAAUGAAGGCGCUCUUCAACUCUUUGGACAAGCAGCUGCAAGAAAUCAAGGGCAAUGGCAAGACGGUCACGCUUCAUGUCAAAUGGAACCUUCUGUAUAAGCCGGAACUCCACGAAGGAAACAUCCAGCCUGACCCUAAAGCGGACUUCAAAAUGUACGACCGCGUGGUCUGCGUGGCUCGCAGCAUCACGGCUCCGUUCGGAGCCAAGGGCACCAUCACCGCCGUGUACCAACCGCCACAGUCUAACACCGUGCGAUUGGCUGACAAGUUGAACGCUGAACCGACUUACCAAGUCAUGUUUGACGAUCCCUUCCCGGGUGCCUCGCCUGAAGAGCUGUUUGAAGAGCAUAGGUUCUAUAGGAUGUUGCCAACAAACAUGUUGAACAUAUCAUACGGGCGCAAACUGAGGAACACAGUGACCGUCGCCGGCGCGCACGAGACGCAGAGCACUAACAAAACGCCCAAUCUGCUGCGGAGAGAUGACGGACACAACUCCGCGUUCGCUAGCUACAGUCCCACAAGAGAUCAAAAGACUCCAGUAAGUGAAACCCGAAACAAUACCGCAAGUGCUUCCACAGAUAAUUCACAAGACAAUGCUACACAGCUUCUAAGGAGUCUGCUUAACAUUAGUCAAGGAGAAACAGAUUCUAAUAAAAAAUCUGCCAAGAACGCACGAGAUCAAAAUCAGAGUUGGCGAUCGAAAAACGACAACCAACAACAACAACAGCAACCAAACAGCCAAACUAGCGAAUUUUGGAAAUUAUUUACCAGGUCUCAACAACAGCAGCCUCAGACUCAAAACUGGCGCAAAGAGCAGAACGGCACAUACAACAGGGCGCCCCCACCCCAAGUGUAUCAGGAGUGGACUAACAGGUCUUUUAAGAACCAACCACCAGUGCCUCCGUAUCCGACGUUCGGGCAACCCUUCCAAGGGCCGGGGCCGAACCAGGUCCCGUUUCCCGCGUUCAACAACGCGCACUUCCAACGCAACCACAACGCUAUGCGACAGCACCCGCAGAACCAGCCGCAUCCGCAGAAUCAGCAUCCACAUCCGCAGCAGCACCCGCAGAAUCAGCAUCCACAUCCGCAGCAGCAUCCGCAGAAUCAGCAUCCACAUCCGCAGUUCCCGCAACAUCUGCCCAGCGUCGAUGGAGUGGCGUUGGCGCCCAGUUGGAACAAGAAUCCACCACAGAACCAAGUGCAGUCCGCGCCCACGCAUAAUGUCCCCAACAACACCGAGAAACCCAACCCAUUUGUACCGCUGCAAGUACAGACCAGCCAACGGCGAGUGCACAACCCACCCGGGCCGCAACGGCGCGGCGCCGAGGGCUUACCGGCGCCGCAGCCCGUGCCUGUGCAGGGACACUCAUCCUCACAUUCGACGUUCAGGCAGCAAGAUGACUCGUCCAAGCGACCACAAAGAAAGAAAAAGCCGAGAGUUGCCGCCAACCUCCCCUUUCAAAUGGAUUAAUUAAAUAUUAUAAUGUUGCCAAUCUUGUACAUACACUACAUAGUUAAAUGAAUCAGAAUCAAUGUUAACAGUUUAUGUAUAAGUCAUCAACUAA